AUGCAUAGCCCGUCGCGAGCUCGCAUGACAGGCACAGAAUCUCGUCUCUAUUACUCCAAUCUGAAACUUUCUAGUCGACCUUCGCGCUGUGGUAGAAGCAUGUUUGAAUUGAGAAAAUCAUGUUUCAGGCACAGAGAAAGGGUUUUCUAUUGUAGGAGAUGUAAGCUAAAAGAAGACAAGAGAAGAGCAGUUUGGGGUGAAAAGCCCAGCGUUGAUAUCUGGGACAGAGUUUGUGGAGAUAUGUUUGGAAAAUGGAAGCGUCAUGAUUUCGCUAGCGCAGGAUUUUUUUUUGAGAACGAAUCAGGAUUGGACGUAUCUUUUGAGAGUGCAGUGGGGUCCGAAACCGACUCUCUCAGAAGUUUAUGGUCUGCAGAAAUUUUGUCUCAAAGAAUUCGCGAAGGUGGUCUUCUUGAGGAUAAAAAGGCCAGGAGUGUGAGGGCUAAGAACGUUGAGAAGAAGAGCGCUAAACUGGGAAAGGAUGUGCACUUUACAACAUUGAAGAUUAGAACUUUUAAGGAGUUCAAAUUAAGAGCGAACAAGAACAGAGGCAGGGCUUUCCCGAUCGCAGACAUGGUGUCACUGGGAGCAGACAGGGACGCGAGGGUUCUAUGCAGUAGUCACCCGAAAUGGACUGCGCGCACGAAGGUUUUAUCAGGCUCAAAAAGAAAAUCUUUGAAUUCUGUGUCUCUUUGUCAAGAAGGCCACAUUGGCAAUGAUGCAAUUCCAUCAAGAACAGAUAACCUUGCAGCCAAUAAUGACGAAGGUGAAGGAAACAAAGAGAGGAUAAUGGCUAAGAGCAGAGGUUCUUCCACCAAUCAGACAAGGAGUUCAAGAGGCUCCAGCCAGCGUGAUCUCAGAGAAGUGUCGACCAUGAAGAGGAAGGGAGGGCCUGUCGAACGUCAUGGAAGCAAAGAUGAUCGAAGUUUGAGAAAGGGAGAAGAGGAGAUUUCAGUGACUCUUUCAGAUUCACCUUUUUCGGAUAAAAUAUCUGAAAGUGGACUUGGCUGGAAUUCUAGUUAUCAAGGUUCAGAUAGCCAAAGUUAUGCAGGCUUGGAAAACCUUCGCAGGAACCUCACACCUGCCCAGUUUUGGAAACUUACAAUGGGUUGUCUAGAGACUCGUCCAAGAAGGAGGAAGACCCCAGAGGACUGCAGAACAUGCAAAGGCCAUGAAGACAGGAACAAGGAGUUAAUGGAAGAAGCUGAAAGGGUAGACAGCGCCCAAUGGAGUAGAAAAAUUUUCAAUCAACUAAAUGGAAUGAGUGAAGAAUUGGGGUUGCAAAGAAAUCGCUUUCCUUGGUCAGUGCACGAUGAAAAAAUAAAGGAGAGCUUGAAAUGUAUCGCUACUCCUAGAAGAGUAUUUCAGCAGUCAGAUGCUGGCUGGUCUGGUGUUUAUGAGGAGGAAGACGUCGAAAUGCUGGAAACUCCAGAGGAGCCACCAUUUCACUAUCUAGACAGAUAUUCACAAGAAGGAGAAGAUACUGCAUGGACCACAGGAUGUGAUGACGAUCAAGUCACAGGGUGGGAAGGUAGAGAGGAUGCACAGUCUCAAUAUGUUGAAAAGUACGCUAAGAAAACGAAAGGGAGUGCUGAAAGGUCGAGAAUGGAUGAUGGGAAAGACUACAGAAUGGCAGAAGGUAGCCAGGAAACACAAUCUGGACGACAUCGCAAGGAUAAAAAUAGUGAGGAGCACGGGCUGUCUUCUUCUGUCAACAAGCAAAACUUCCUGGACUCGACUUCCAAAGCGGGAGGUUCUCGUCGCAGAAUUGGUGGCAGCGAUCCCGUCACAGAGAUCGUCAUUCCAGAUCCUCGCAAAUCAUGGAAACGACCCGAAGAGAAAGAUGUUGACGAGGGGUAUAGUGCUCAGUACAGACUGGCAAGGACAAAACAAAAGUCUCAAAACAAUCAUCAUGUUAAGGAAACUAAUCAGGAUUCACUGACGCCGAAGAUGUCAUCUCCUUCUAAGAAGAAAGCGACAGCAGACCACGGCGUGUUGGCUAAUCAAGACUCAUCGAAAAGACAAAUAUCGUCAAAUCAUCGAGAUAAAGCUUCAGCAGAUCGAGGCGUCAUCAAUAAUCAGGAAUUGCUGAAGCAAGCUUUCUUGUCCAGUCUUGGCCCUUCAAAAACUCCAGAGCAUCGUGGGAAGCUCACAAAUCAGGAGGCGCUGAAAAGACAUGUGAAUUCGAAUUCCAAUGACACUAGGGAGACUUCACACUCUGAGAAGAAAGACCAUGCCAACAAAUCCGGUACUAAGGAAGCAGAAGUAGGAUCAUGGGCAGUAUCAUCGUCGAGGAAACCUGAACAUACGCCUCGUGAUACGAAGACAGGGCCUUCCUUAUCAACGGCUGAGGAGCCAAAGAAAGCCUUGCCUGCAAGAGCAGUAUCUUCUUCAAGGAAAAGGGAUCCUACUCCUGGCGAGAAGAACAUGGACACUGAGAGACGGGACCUUACACGAAAUGUUGAGAUUCGUUCCAGACGCACGACCCCUUCCAAAAGUACUAGCGACCCUCGACGGAAGCUAGAGAGACACCGUCGAGGGAAGAGGCAAGAGGAUGAGAGAGAGAUCAAAUCAAAUCAAGAUUCAGUGCAAGAGGAAAUUCCACGCCCUGGACCUGUCAGGACAGUGCACCGUGGAAUAGAAACAGCUUUUGCCUCGAGAUCAAACACACCUCAUCAAAGGUACUGCCCGAAUACCCCAAGGACUUCGGGACAAGGGCCCCUUUGCCAAAGAUUCAAAUUCAAGGAAGAAGCCAGUAAGAAGAUGCUGCUGGAUCAAGAAGUUUCCAUCACACCAAAGUUCUCACCAGACUCACACUAUUCGAGAUCAAGAUCACGACAGCAAAUCGUGUCUCCUUGUAAAAGAUAUGUGGGCCACGAAGAGAAAAGCAAUUUAUUUUUGAAAAAGAAGCAUGAGAAGGAGCUGAAGCUGGAGCAAGAGUCAAGAGAGUCAUGUUCAGAAACAGAUCGACACAUUCAUUCAGUGCAUAGACGAGCUCAAGAUAAGAUGAAGAAACCGUCUUGUAAGAGAUUCGUAGGUCGCAAUGAGAAAAGCGAAGUGUAUCUGCAAAGAAAAAGUGAGCAAGACAAUAAGCUGGUGCUAGAUUCCAUAGAAUCACGGUCGCCCAAAGACCUGCAUGUUCAAUCGGUACAAAAACGAGCUCACGCUUUGCGUACACCUCCUUGUGAGCGACUCAAACACCAUGAGACAGUAGACAGUGGAAGAACUCUACGAAGGCCAGAGCCAAGAACCCAACCCGCCAAACUUCGUCAUGCAAUCUCUGCCACAAGAAAAGAGGCGGAAUCGCCUCGGUCUUGUGAUAUAUUUACAAGACAUCAAGAUGAGAGCACUAGAAGCUUUGAAAGGUCAGAGUCGUCCAGAGAGUCCACUCCCGGAAGCAGAGGCUUUUGGGACUGGAAAAAGGAGGAGAGAGCUUAUGAUAGUUAUAGAGAGGCACAAAGACAAAGGGAAUCUGGAAGGCCAUGCCAUAGAUGGCUAGAGCAUGAUGAGAAGAGCAGAGUCGUGCUGGAAGAAGCCAGAACUAAGUUGGAGGAGGCAUUGAAGCUCUUUGAAGGUGGAUGCCCUCUGCCAAUAGAAAAAUGUCAAAAUUGUCAAGAAAGGAAAAAGGAAACGGAGUCAUUACAGCGUUGGGGUGAAAUUAUGAGAGAGCAAAGUUCAAUCUCCAAUCCUCAUCAAAAGAAGAGUUGA
Marchantia polymorpha subsp. ruderalis is the source of this 3705-nucleotide messenger RNA. Lineage: Eukaryota; Viridiplantae; Streptophyta; Marchantiopsida; Marchantiales; Marchantiaceae. The record is from the annotation of a GenBank genome assembly.